AUGGAAGUCGAAAAAUCGAGCUCUUCGGACGAUCAAACCACCAUUCUGCACGAGGCCCCGUCAGCCUUCCUGGCAGGCGGUGAAAAUGGGGAUUACCCGCCUUUAAAGACUUUUCACGAUGCAAAGACUUUGUUCUGCAUAGAGUCUUCCAAGCUGUGGACCAUAGCUACCCCAAUCGCCUUCAACAUUUUGUGCAAUUAUGGGAUUAAUUCGUUCACGAGCAUAUUUGUGGGCCAUAUUGGGGAUGUGGAGCUCUCGGCUGUGGCCAUAUCUUUGUCGGUCAUCGCAAAUCUGUCGUUCGGAUUCUUGCUAGGCAUGGCUAGUGCCCUCGAGACCCUGUGCGGCCAGGCCUUUGGAGCUGGCGAGAUAAAAAUGCUCGGCAUCUACUUACAGCGCUCGUGGAUUAUCCUAACGGCCGCAUGCACAUGCAUGGUCCCACUUUACGUCUACUCUCGGCCCGUACUCAAACUUUUGGGCCAGAGGCCCGAUAUAGCUGACAUGGCUGGAAAUUUCUCUCUCUACAUAAUCCCACAAAUGUUCUCCUUAGCCGUCAACUUCCCGACCCAAAAAUUCCUACAGGCCCAGAGCAAAGUCUCAAUCCUUGCUUGGGUCGGGUUCGUGGCUCUUGUCGUGCACAUAUUCAUACUCUUUUUGUUCGUUAAGGUUUUUAAGUGGGGCCUACUUGGGGCGGCCGUAGCUUACGACGUGUCGGCUUGGGGGAUUGCUUUGGCCCAAGUGGUUUAUAUUGUCGGGUGGUGCGGGGACACCUGGCACGGGCUGACGUGGCUCGCGUUUAGGGAGAUUUGGGCAUUUUUAAGAUUGUCUGUGGCAUCCGCGGUUAUGCUGUGCCUCGAGAUUUGGUACUUUAUGAGUAUUAUCGUGCUGACAGGGCAUCUCGACGAUCCUGUCUUGUCAGUUGGGUCCCUCUCGAUAUGCAUGAAUUUGAAUGGAUGGGAAGGAAUGCUAUUCAUUGGAGUCAAUGCAGCAAUAAGUGUUCGUGUGUCGAACGAGCUCGGGUCGAGACACUCAAGGGCUGCAAAGUACUCGGUUUUCGUGACCGUGGCCGAGUCGCUCCUCAUAGGUCUGUUGAGCAUGGUGAUUAUAAUAGCAUCAAAGGACCAUUUUGCAAUACUCUUCACAAACAGUGAGAAAAUGCAAAAAGCUGUUUCUGAUUUAGCCUAUCUUCUUGCUAUCACCAUGGUGCUCAACAGCAUCCAACCAGUUAUAUCAGGUGUUGCAGUUGGGGGAGGAUGGCAAGGGCUAGUGGCUUUUAUUAAUCUGACUUGCUAUUACAUAAUUGGUCUCCCUAUUGGGUUUCUUCUUGGUUACAAAGCAAAACUAGGUGUACAGGGAAUUUGGAUGGGGAUGAUAUUUGGGACAUUUCUGCAAACUGUGAUACUUCUAAUUAUUGUUUGGAGAACAAAUUGGAAUGAGGAGGUGGAACAAGCAUCAGAAAGAAUGCGUAAAUGGGGUGGAGAAGGUAUAGAUUGA
This is a messenger RNA of Striga hermonthica, 1491 nucleotides long. The record is from the annotation of a GenBank genome assembly. NCBI's taxonomy places the organism in Eukaryota, Viridiplantae, Streptophyta, Magnoliopsida, Lamiales, Orobanchaceae.